AUGGAAAACGACCCGAAUAACACUACGGCGGGUCGCGAGACUGGGCGGUGCAUGUCGGUGGCAGCAAUGCAGGCGCUGCACCGGCUGCGCGAGUGCAGGCUGCUCUGCGACGCCAUUGUGCGCGCGGACGACGGCGCCGCCUUCCCCGUGCACCGCGCCAUCCUCUCUGCUUGCAGCCCAUACUUCCUGUUAGCAUCCUUUCCUCCCUUACCCAUGCAUAAGGCACUGUUUACAACAACGCUGCACUCUCGCGAGCAGAGCGAUGUGUUGAUAUCGGGUGUACGUUCCGAGAUUCUUCUGCUGCUUAUCGAGUACGCGUACCUGCGGCGCAUUGACGUGACGGACACCAACGUGCACGAGCUCCUUAUGACGGCAGACUACCUGGCCUUCCUCGGCGUGUUGCAGCUCUGCUGCGACCACCUCCGCGUCUCGCUCAACCCUAAGAACUGCCUCGGCAUCAUGAUGUUUGCCAGGCGUGUGUUUUGUUACAAGCUAGAGGCAGAUGCCCGAAGAUAUUUGUUGCGUUAUUUCGUGACUGUUGCGACGCAAAGUGAUGAGUUUCUUCAUUUACCGCUCGAGGAGCUUAACUCCAUAAUCCUCGAGGACGAACUAAAUGUUAAGAGCGAGGAAGUGGUUUGGGAGGCCGUGCUGCGCUGGGUUAACUACGACCCCGACAACCGCUGGCAGCAUACCGUCAAGCUCAUGGGAAGCAUAAGGCUCGGCCUUCUCGAUACUCAAUUCUUUUUGGAAAAUGUCAAAGACCAUCCCUACGUAACCGGCAACGAAGGCUCUCGCCCGAUUAUUAUUGAGACCCUGAAGUUUUUAUACGACUUGGAAAUGAUCGCUCAGAGAGACGGUGAAGUCGCCACUCCGGAGAUCGCAAGACCGAGAGUUCCUCAUGAAGUUCUGUUUGCGAUCGGAGGAUGGAGUGGUGGUUCACCAACAGCCUUCAUUGAGACCUAUGACACGAGAGCUGAUCGUUGGAUAAAGGUGGAAGAAGUGGACCCUGCCGGGCCGCGAGCUUACCACGGCACGGCGGUACUUGGAUAUUGUAUUUACGUCAUCGGCGGCUUCGAUGGAAUGGAUUACUUCAACUCGUGCCGUUGCUUUGAUGCUGUCACUAAAACUUGGCGUGAGGUAGCACCAAUGAACGCUCGGCGGUGCUAUGUAUCGGUAGCAGUGCUCGGAGAGACGAUCUAUGCGAUGGGUGGCUAUGAUGGUCACCACCGUCAAAACACUGCUGAGCGGUUUAACCACCGCACCAAUCAGUGGUCAUUGGUAGCGCCCAUGAACGCGCAGAGAUCAGAUGCUAGCGCCGCUGCUCUGGACAAUAAGAUCUACAUAACGGGUGGGUUCAACGGACAGGAAUGCAUGAACAGCGUAGAGGUGUACGAUCCGGACACGAACCAGUGGACGAACCUGGCACCGAUGCGGUCACGCCGCUCCGGCGUCUCCUGCAUCGCUUACCACAACAAGAUUUACGUAAUAGGCGGUUUCAACGGCAUCUCGCGCAUGUGCAGUGGCGAGGUGUACGACCCGCUGAGCAACACUUGGGCGCCGGUGCCGGACAUGUACAACCCUCGAAGCAAUUUCGCUAUCGAGGUGAUCGACGAUAUGAUCUUCGCGAUCGGCGGCUUCAACGGAGUCACCACCAUCUACCACGUGGAGUGUUACGAUGAGAGGACUAACGAGUGGUACGAGGCGACGGACAUGAACAUCUACCGGUCAGCGCUGUCGGCGUGCGUGAUAAUGGGCCUGCCGAACGUGUACGACUACAUCCACAAGCACCGCGAGCGGCUGAUGGAGGAGAAGCGGCAGAAGAUCCUGCUGUCGGAGACCGCGCGCCACGGCCAGCACCGCACCGCGCUGCCAGACGUUCACCUGAUGGAGGACAACGACGACAUGCUGGAGCAGCUAGGGCUGAUGGAAAACCAGGCGAACAACGACAUCCCCGUGCCGCCCCCGCCGCCGCCCCCGCCCCCGCAGCCCAUGGAGCAGGAGUGACUCGCUCUACCCGUCGUUGGUUACUGAAACUUUUCUGUUGUCCGAUGUUAUGCCUUCCCGACAGUUAGAUACCUAAUCAAUAAGAAGAUAAAAAAUAAAAGUCUAAAUAAAAGUCUUAGUUACAGUACGGUACCUAUAGUGAAGUUAUUAUGUAAAAUUAUAACGUUACAGCCAUUUAUUUUUAACAUAUUUACAUACAUUUACUAAGCAAUUUUGGCAUAUUUAUAAAGUUGUGAUAUUUUCAUAAUGUGAAUCAUUUCUGUAUUUUUGGAAUAUUUUUGAAAAUUGUAUGAAAUUUUUCUGACAAGUAUAAUUGGUAAUGGUAUUAAGAGACUAAACUGUUGUUUCAUUUUAUAUG
Molecule: messenger RNA, 2362 nt
Organism: Pectinophora gossypiella (pink bollworm)
Lineage: Eukaryota; Metazoa; Arthropoda; Insecta; Lepidoptera; Gelechiidae
Gene: klhl10
Product: kelch-like protein 10
Exons: 13
Coding region: 1-2004 (667 amino acids)
Molecular function (GO): protein binding
Source: RefSeq, a predicted model, not a curated record